AUUUUUAAGACAACUACCGUACACGUCAACGCGAUCGUAUUCUAUGUACAUAUUAAGAUAAGAGGAAAUUAUCUUUUAACUAAUCCCUCGUGAAUGUAAUUUUAAUUUCAUUACUUGUAUCUCCGAUGGCUUCUCCGAUAGCGCUUGCUGUGAUCCAAUAAAAAACUAUUUGCUUUUUUGGAUCGGUGCAAGCGCUACAACCUCAACUGGUGGAGGUGCCCUUAGAGAAUUUUCCAAAAAUUUGGUUAAAUUGAAUUCGUUGUUGAUGAGAACUCUUUUUAUUCCAAUAUUUCUGUAGAACUCGCAUUGGUGUCAGUUUCACAUUUUAGCGAUUGCUAUUUGUGCGAUAUUCUGUUAUAAUCUUUGGUUUAUUUUCAUCCACCCACGCUCCAUGAUACGAUACGAAAUGUUCAUGAGGAACUUUGAUUGAAAUUCCAUUUUUAUUCAUAGCUGAUGAAAAAUGGAAAAUUGUUUGCGACUUAAAGUUGAAUUUAUGUGAAAUUUCCAGUUGGGUUCACACACAAAAAUAAGAGUUAUUUAUUUAACUUAUAAAAAAUGAUGUAUUGAGCAAUUAUUUUUGUGUCGAAACAUAAAUUUUGAAUUUUUCUGCGUUUAAAUUUUGAACGGACGAACGACAAAAACGUCGUGAAGAAGCGACAUGGCAACGGCGGACGAAACACACCUAGAAAAAAAAAAAACAUAAACAAAGGUAAGCAGUUUUUCCUGAUGCGUGCGGUGAGUCGUCUUCUUUAUCAUGAACUUCCGUACGUCGUCAUCAUCCUGUCACGCUCCGAGAGACUUGCUUAAGAGUCGAGCAGCUGUAGUGCUAAUAAAAGCUCACCACAAAAAUAAUGUCGGGCGUGCCAGAUAUUUUGUCUGAAGUCGCACCCAGGAGAAACUAUUUCCUCGGUUUAGAUUUCAGCACUCAACAGUUGAAAGCAGUUGUAGUCGAUGAGAAGCUAAAAGUCCUUCAUGAAGCAGCUGUCAAUUUUGACCGAAACCUACCUGAAUACAGGACAAGUGGCGGAGUUAAGAAAAAUGGAUCAACCAUCACCGCCCCAACAGUCAUGUGGGUAAAAGCACUUGAUUUGUUGAUGGAUCAAUUGAAAAUUACUGGUUUGGAUUUUCAAGAUAUCUCAGCAAUCUCUGGAGCUGGUCAACAACAUGGAAGUGUUUAUUGGCGAAAGGGAGCUGAGAAGGUUUUGAGUACUUUAGACCCCACUAAAUUCAUGUUCCUUCAAUUGGCCAACUGCUUCAGUGUGCAAGACUCACCAGUAUGGAUGGACUCUAGUACUCAAAGUUAUUGUGAGACAAUGGAAAAAAAGCUUGGUGGCCCUCAGAAAUUGGCUGACCUGACUGGUUCGAGGGCUUACGAAAGAUUCACGGGGCAUCAAAUUGCGAAAGUUUUGACUGAGAAAGCAGAACUUUACUUCAAUACAGAGCGAAUUUCUUUAGUCAGCAGUUUCGGAUGCUCCCUUUUUCUGGGAUCUUACAGCCCCAUCGAUUGGUCUGAUGCGUCAGGAAUGAACUUACUGGACAUCAGUUCAAAAGACUGGGAUUCGCAGUGCCUUCACAUGUGUGCUCCUGAUUUAAAGGAGAAACUGGACAAACCAGUCGUUGCCCAUACAUGUCUUGGACCCAUUUCAUCCUACUUUGUUGAGCGGUAUAGCUUCGACCCAAGUUGCCAGGUCGUAGCCUUUACGGGAGAUAAUCCUGCUUCCCUAGCCGGAAUGUGUUUGGAAGCGGGAGACAUCGCCAUUAGCCUGGGAACGAGUGAUACAGUCUUUCUCUGGCUCAGCGGGAAACCUACACCUUCGCUGGAGGGCCACGUCUUUUGCAACCCUGUUGAUCCAGAUGCAUACAUGGCCUUGUUGUGUUUCAAAAACGGCUCGUUGACUCGCGAGAGGAUCCGAAAUGUCUACGCAAACCGAUCGUGGGAUCAAUUUGACGCUUUGCUGGCUUGCACGCCACCAGGGAAUCACGGUUACGUUGGCAUGUUUUUCGACGAGAAAGAGAUCACGCCCAAGAUUCAAGGGACAUUCCGGUUCAACGCAUCCGAUCAAAGAAUCAACGCAUUCGAAGAACCCGCCACGGAAGUUCGGGCUCUCGUUGAGGGACAACUCUUGGCUAAACGGGUUCACGCCGAACGACUGGGAUUCAGUACAGGUGAAAGCUGUCGAGUGUUCGUCACGGGUGGUGCAUCAAACAACAAGUCCAUUUUACAAGUUUUAAGCGACGUGUUCAAUGCACAUGUUUACACUCAGGAUACGGCCAAUUCAACAUGUCUGGGUUCGGCCUACCGGGCAGCCCAUGGAUUGGCUGUGAAAGAAUCUGACGUGUUCAUUCCAUUCAACGAGUUCAUGGCUGAUCGUCGGCCAAAUUUUUCUCUCCUCUGCCGUCCUAGACUUGAAGCAGCUCAGCUCUACGACUCCAUGGCUGCCCGCUACGCUACGCUGGAAUCUUCCGUCUUAACCCAGCUAUGAAACAAUGCAAAAAGAUGUUUUCCCAUACGUACAUCACACGCUUUUUAACGUUUUUGAAUUUACAAAGAUUAAUAAUAGCAACAAUACUGUCCAUGCAAGUCCAGCUUGUACAAACUCAACUAGAGAUGAAGAGUUUUACUAAUUUAUAUUUAACAUAAGCAAAUAUCUAAUAUUUCAAAAUGUUGUUAACUUGUUAUCAUUCACUCCGUGAAAAUCAAAACCACUGACCAAGGACAUUGUAUUAUCUGUUUAAUUUUUCUCGGAACUUUAUCGCACAGUCUACGCAUUUCUUAUUAGCACGUAUACCAGUUAUGUCGUCUAAUAAGAAAACGACUAAAAAUUAAAUCCUGUUUACUCUGAA
Daphnia pulex (common water flea) is the source of this 2844-nucleotide messenger RNA. RefSeq names its product xylulose kinase-like. The transcript is spliced from 12 exons. The coding region runs from base 852 to 2483 and encodes 543 amino acids. The record is from RefSeq and is a predicted model, not a curated record. NCBI's taxonomy places the organism in Eukaryota, Metazoa, Arthropoda, Branchiopoda, Diplostraca, Daphniidae. Gene Ontology annotation, molecular function: D-xylulokinase activity. Gene Ontology annotation, cellular component: cytosol. Gene Ontology annotation, biological process: xylulose metabolic process; D-xylose metabolic process.